UCUCCUCUCUGUGAUAAACUUGUCAUUCUCUCCACAAUGAGCCCACUUAAGUCUCUUAUCACAAUGAAUAUUCUCGGAUUCCCCCACAAUGAAUCUGCUUUAGUUUCUCUCUAUAAUGAAUCUGCCUUGGUUCCUCUCUACAAUGAACCUACUUCAGUUUUUUCUACAACAAACCU
Messenger RNA from Dentiscutata heterogama, 176 nucleotides. NCBI's taxonomy places the organism in Eukaryota, Fungi, Glomeromycota, Glomeromycetes, Diversisporales, Gigasporaceae. The record is from the annotation of a GenBank genome assembly.